AUGAAAGAAAGGGAAGAAGAGGAAAGAAGAAGUGAAGAGGAGGAGGAACGAAAAAGAAAGGGAAGCAAGGAAGAAGAAAAGAGGAAAAAGGGGAAGAAGAGGAAGGAAGAGGAAGAAGGGGAAGAAGAGGAAGAAGAGGAAGAAGAGGAAAGAGAGAAAGAAGAGAAAGAAGAGAAAGAAGAGAAAAGAAGAGAAAGGAGAGAGGAAAAGAUAGAAGUAGAAAGAAGGGGAAGAAAGGAAGAAGAGAACAGAGGAAGAAGGGGAAAGAAGGGGAAUAAGGGGAAAGUGAGGAAGAAGGAGGAAGAAGAGAAGAAGGGGAAAGAGAGGAAGAAGAAGGUGUUGUAA
Molecule: messenger RNA, 345 nt
Organism: Knipowitschia caucasica
Lineage: Eukaryota; Metazoa; Chordata; Actinopteri; Gobiiformes; Gobiidae
Source: the annotation of a GenBank genome assembly